This is a messenger RNA of Carica papaya (papaya), 759 nucleotides long. RefSeq names its product thionin-like protein. The record is from RefSeq and is a predicted model, not a curated record. Lineage: Eukaryota; Viridiplantae; Streptophyta; Magnoliopsida; Brassicales; Caricaceae.
CCCUUUUAGACCUAUUCUUCUUCCAAAGCAAACCCAAUCUUCUCUUCAAGCUCUCAUCGGAAGUCGGGCUCGACUUCCGCCCUUCUCCGACGAGUAGAGCGAUUCGAGCAUCUGCAGCCAAAGGAGUUCUCCCCAGAUUUUACUCUCAGAGUAUAAACGAGAAAUAGGAUUGCAGCCUGAAUAAUACUUUAUUAUGGUGGAAGUGUGGUGGUCCCUCUUGGGGGCUGCUAUCCCAGCAGUUGUUGCUGGUCAAGCUUUUAGAAUGAAGAAGAAACGAGCUGAGGAACAGAGAAUUAAGAGUGCCAGGGGGAGGGAGAAGAGUUCCGAUGACAUAUUUGUCUGCGAGAGGGUCUGUACAUCGAAGAGAAUGUUGAAGAAGGUUGGGGCAUUCUCUAAAGACCCAAUUCCCGAUACUUGUGUCACUGUUUGUGGUGUAUCGGAGCUCGAUGCAUGUUCUGAUGCUUGUGCUCGUACCGUUUGUGUUAACCAGCAUCAGGUACCAAACUGGAACGACAUCUGCCUUCGGAGAUGCCAGAGCGAAUGUCUCAGACUCUCUUCUUCACAUUCUUAAUAUUGUGCUUUCAUUUUGAUCCAAAAUUUGUUUGGAUAAAAAUUGUAGAAAUAUGGUAUUUUGAUCAUAGGAUAUGGUUGGUUUGGCAUUUGAGUAGCCUGUCUGUCUUUUGUCAUAUAAUUCAUUAGCCAAUCUCCUGGUUGUAGCUGCAGAAGGUGAGAGGGAAGAAUUUAGCUGGUUUAUUUUUA